Fraxinus pennsylvanica is the source of this 690-nucleotide messenger RNA. NCBI's taxonomy places the organism in Eukaryota, Viridiplantae, Streptophyta, Magnoliopsida, Lamiales, Oleaceae. The record is from the annotation of a GenBank genome assembly.
AUGAACGACGGCGAUGUAUCGAAGCAGAUCCAGCAGAUGGUCCGUUUCAUACGGCAAGAAGCUGAAGAGAAGGCAAACGAGAUAUCCGUCUCCGCCGAAGAAGAGUUCAACAUUGAGAAGUUGCAGCUUGUGGAAACGGAGAAGAAGAAAAUCAGACAGGAGUUUGAGCGCAAAGAUAAACAAGUCCAAGUCCGAAAGAAAAUCGAGUACUCCAUGCAGCUUAAUGCAUCUCGAAUCAAAGUUCUUCAAGCUCAGGAUGAUUUGGUCAGCUCCAUGAAGGAGGCUGCAUCGAAAGAGCUCUUGCACGUGAGCCAUCAUCAUGGAAGCUAUAAACAUCUCCUGAAAGAUCUUAUUUUUCAGAGUUUGCUCAGGCUGAAAGAGCCAUCUGUCUUAUUGCGCUGCCGUAAAGAGGACGUGCACUUGGUGAAUUCUGUCUUGCAUUCAGCAAAGGAGGAGUAUGCUGAGAAGGCAAACGUUUAUCCACCUGAGAUCAUAGUUGAUAAUGUGCACCUGCCACCUGCUCCUUCCCAUCACAAUGCACACGGACCUUUCUGUUCUGGUGGUGUAGUGUUGGCCUCUAGGGAUGGGAAAAUCGUGUGCGAGAACACUCUUGACGCUAGAUUGGAUGUUGUGUUCCGUAAAAAACUGCCUGAGAUACGCAAAUCGCUAUUUGGUCAGGUUGCUGCCUGA